AUAUAUGUAUUGUGCUCAUCUAGAGAGUCUCUUAAAAAAACAGGUUCUUAAUUCCUGAAACCCAUCUCAAAUUAAAACCACCAAAAAGCCAAAAGGAUAAAAGUAUUUGAGUCUUGAACCUCUUAGUAUCUCUGUUUUACUAGUUAUAAUUUGUUUUCAGUUUUUGUUAUUUCCAUUCAUUCAUAUAGAAAAAGAAAAAAAAAACACUGUAUACAAAAAAAAAAAAAAAAAUCAAAAUCUGAAGGAAAAAAAACUGUUAUUUCAAAGGUAUUUUUAAUAUUCAGAGAUCAUUUUAGUUUCUGUUUUUUGAAGCCAUUUUGCAUCACUCAAUAUAAUACAGGCAAACUCAAGUCACAAGGAAGAAGAGAAGAAAAGAUAAUCAAUGGAAAUUCUAUUUUCUAUUGUUGGAACAAUAGCAGAACAUACUGUUGUGCCUAUUGGACGUCAAGCAAGUUACUUGAUUUUCUACAAAGGCAAUUUAAGUUCGUUAGCGGAUAGUGUUAAAGGCCUUGAGGAAGCAAAAAAAACAAUAACCCAUUCCGUUGAAGAAGAAAAGAGAAACGGUAAAAAUAUUGAAGAAGCUGUGAUAAACUGGUUAGAAAAAGUGGAUGAGGUCAUUGGAAAGGCAAAUCAGCUUGAAAAUGAUCCUCGUCGUGCCAAUGCUAGGUGCUCAGCAUGGCCGUUCCCCAAUUUGAUUUUGCGUCAUCAACUAAGUAGGAAAGCCACAAAAAUUGUACAAGAUGUUAUUCAAGUUCAAGGAAAAGGGUCGUUUAACCGAAUUGGUUACCUCCCCCCCCUAGACGGAGAAACCUCCUCCUCUUCAACAAGAGGUGGUGAAAAGUAUGAGACAAGGGAGACAUUUAAAGAGAACAUUAUGAAUGCUCUAGCACACCAUAAUUCAUGCAAUAUUGGGGUCUAUGGGUUGGGUGGUGUGGGUAAGACCACUCUGGUGGGGGAAGUUUUUGAAAUAUCUAAGAAACAGAAAUUGUUUGAUGCAGUUGUUAAAACCCAUGUAACAAAAAAUCCAGACAUUAAAACAAUUCAAGGGGAGAUUGCAGAUUGGUUGGGUCUACGGUUCGGUGAGGAGAGUGUUCUCGGAAGAGCACAUCGCCUAAGGCAAAGAAUCAAGAUGGAGAAAAAUAUCCUUAUCGUUCUAGAUGAUAUAUGGACAAUACUUGAUUUGAAGAAAGUGGGAAUUCCAUUUGGUAAUGAACAUAAUGGUUGUAAAUUGUUGAUGACAUCCAGAAAUCAAGAUGUGUUGUUGCAAAUGGAUGUUCCAACGGAUUUCAUUUUCAAACUUGAACUUAUGAGUCAAAACGAGACAUGGAGCUUGUUUCAAUUUAUGGCUGGGGAUGUGAUUAAAGAUAGCAAUUUGAAAGGUGUAGCAAUUCAAGUUGCCCAAAAAUGUGCAGGUUUGCCUCUUGUGACAGUGACGGUAGCUCAAGCAUUGAAAGGUAAGAGGGAUGUUCAUGCUUGGAAAGAUGCAUUAAGGAGAUUAGAAAGUGAUCAUCAUACAAUUUUUUCUGCUUUGGAAUUGAGUUACGACUCAUUGGAGAAUGAUGAAAUUAGGGAUGUCUUCUUGCUUUUUGCAUUAUUUCCAGAUGAUAAUGUACAGUACUUUCUAAAAGUUGCAAUGGGUUUGGAUAUAUUAAAGGAUAUUAAGACUGUGGAUGAUGCUAGAAACAGACUUUAUCCAAUAAUCCAUUCUUUGGAGGCGACUUGUUUGCUUGAAGUUAAAAAAAGUGGAGAUAUCGAAAUGCAUGACUUUGUUCGUGAUUUUGCUAUCUCCAUAGCACGUAGGGACAAACAUGUAUUUCUAAAAAAACAAUCAGAUGAGGAAUUCCCAACCAAGAGUUUUUUAACAAGGUGCACGCAGGUUGUUUUAGAUGAUUGUAUGCACGAGCUUCCUCAAAUGAUUGAUUGUCCAAACAUUAAGUUUUUCUUUUUGUCCAGCGAGAAUCUUUCUUUAGAAGUCCCUGACAAUUUUUUUGAGGAUAUGGGAAGCCUUAAAGUCCUAGAUUUAACAGCUUUGAACUUGUCUUCAUUACCCACUUCAUUUCGGUUCCUAACCAACCUUCAAACACUGUGUCUGAAUUAUUGUAUUUUGGAAAAUAUGGUUGAGAUAGAAGCUUUGCAAAAUUUAGUUAUUCUUUGCCUUUUGGGUUCUUCAAUGACCAAGUUGCCAAGAGAAAUACGACAAUUGACUCAAUUGAGAAUGCUUGAUUUGAGCGAUUCAGGAAUAGAAGUAAUCCCACCCAACAUUAUAUCAAGCUUGACCAAACUGGAGGAGUUGUACAUGGGAAAUACCUUUGUUAAUUGGGGAGAUGCGAGUCCAACGGCUCAAAACAAAAAUGCUAGCAUUUCUGAGCUUCGAAAACUACCCAAGUUGACAACUCUAGAAUUACAAAUUCGCGAGACUUGGAUGUUGCCAAGGGAUUUGCAGACGGUGUUCGAGAAGUUGGAAAGAUAUAAAAUAGCUAUUGGUGAUGUAUGGGAAUGGUCUGACAUAGUGGAUGGAACCUCAAAAACAUUGAUGCUCAAACUUGGUACUAACAUACAUUUGGAGCACGGAAUUAAAGCAUUGAUUCAAGGUGUUGAGAAUUUGUACUUGGAUGAUGUAGAUGGAAUUCAAAAUGUGGUUUAUCAAUUAAACGGAGAAGGAUUUCCGUUGCUGAAAUAUCUCCACGUCCAAAAUAAUGCAAACAUGAAGCAUAUUGUUGACUCUAAAGAGAGGACUCAAAUCCACGUGUCCUUUCCAAUCUUGGAAACCCUAGUACUUGAUAAUCUUAAAAAUUUGGAGCAUAUAUGUCUUGGUCCACUUUCAACCACUUCUUUUAGAAGUCUUGGUGUUAUCAAAGUCAAACAUUGUGUCCAUUUGAAAUAUCUUUUCUCCUUUACAUUGGUUAAAGAGCUUUCACACCUUUCUGAGAUUGAAGUUUGUCACUGCAAUUCUAUGAAGGAGAUAGUGCUCGGAGACAACAAUUCAAGUGAAAAUUCUAUAACUAAUGAAAAAUUUGAGGUUUUUCUAUUUCGUUCUUUGACUUUAGAACAUAUGGAAACACUUCAGGAUUUCUUCACCAGAAGUGAGCAAAAGCAUCAAUGGUUAGAGCCUUAUAUUUCAACCCCAUUUUUCAAUGCUCAGGUUUCAUUUCCUAACUUGGAUACCCUUAAAUUGAGCUCACUCAAUUUGGGGAAAUUUUGGGAUGACAAUCAUCAAUCAAUGUGUAACUUAACUAGCUUGAUUGUGGAGAAUUGUGGUGGGUUGAAAUACUUAUUCUCGUCGACUAUGGUUGGAAGUCUUAACAACCUCAAACAACUUGAAAUAAGUAAUUGUCAUUUGAUGGAGGAGAUAAUAGUCAAAGAAGAGACAAACAAUGAAAUAGAAGAGGACGUUCAUUUUUUCAACUUAGAGAAAAUCACAUUGAAGGACAUGGACAACUUGAAGACAAUAUGGCACCGCGAAUUUGAAACAGUGAAGCAAUUGGAGGUGAUCAAUUGUAAGAAAAUUGUGGUUGUUUUUCCUUCUUCAAUGCAAACAACAUAUACUAAGCUAGAGAUGUUGGAGGUUACAGAUUGUGCUUUGGUAGAAGAGAUAUUUGAAUUGAGUUUCAAUGAAAAUAGCAGUGCAGAGAAUACAACACAUUUGAAAGUUGUUAUAGAUGGAUUGCCAGAACUGAAAAAUAUAUGGAGUGGGGAUCUUCGCCGAAUUCUUAGUUUUCAAAUUCUUAUAUUUGUAAAACUUACAAACUGUGAAAGCUUGGAGUAUCUAUUACCACUUCCUAUAGCCACUCGUUGUUCACAUCUCCAAGAACUUCAUAUAGACAGUUGUGAAAAUAUGAAGGAAAUUGUUGCAGAGGAGAAUGAAUCUGGAGUGAGUGCAGCUCCCACAUUUGAGUUUAAUCAACUAACUAGUUUAUCACUUUUGAACAUGCUUGAACUCAAGGGUUUCUAUGCUAAAAAGCAUACUCUAACAUGUCCAUCUUUGAAGGAAAUUGAUGUUUUCAAUUGUGCAAAGUUGAAUUUGUUCAGAACUCUAUCCACAAGAAGCUCCAAUUUUCAAGAUGACAAACUCUCCGUUUUAACGCCACAACCACCAUUCAUUGUCGAAGAGGUUAUUCCAAAUUUGAAGGAGUUGAAAAUAAAUCGCAAAGAAGCUAACGUGAUAUUGCAAACCCAAAACUCAAGUGCCCUGUUCACCAAAUUGACAUUUCUUUGUUUGUUCCAUUAUAAUAUUGAAGAUGCUACAUUUCCUUACUGGUUUCUUCAAAAUGUGCAAACUCUUGAGACACUAGUUGUUGAAUGGAGUAGCUUCAAGAAAAUAUUUCAAGAUGAAGGACAAAUAAGUGAGAAGAAGACUUACCCACAGCUCAAAAAGCUCACGUUGAAUGGAUUACAUAAACUUCAACAUAUAUGUGAGGAAGGAUUCCAAAUUGAUCCUGUUCUUGCAUUCCUUGAAAACUUAGAUGUUGAUACUUGUUCUAGUUUGUUAAGUUUAUUGCCUUCCUCCGCCACCCUUAAUCAUUUGGAAUAUCUGGACAUAACAAAUUGCAACGGGUUAACAAAAUUAAUUACAUCUCCUACGGCACAAAGUUUGCACAAGCUCAUUUCGCUGAAGGUAAAAGACUGUAAUUCACUUGAAGAAAUAAUUACUGGAGAGGAAAAUGUUGGCAUUGCAUUUAUUAGUUUAGAAUUAUUGUUGUUGGAUUGUUUGCCAAGCCUCAACAAAUUUUGUUCUACUAAGUGCUUCUUGAAGUUUCCAAUGUUGGCGGAAGUAAUUGUGAGGGAGUGUCCUCGCAUGAAGAUUUUUUCAGAGGGAAACACAAGUACACCAAAUCUUCGAAAAGUUAAAAUUGCAGAAAAUGAUGAAUGGCUUUGGAAGGGAAACCUAAAUGAUACAAUAACCAACAUAUUUGAAGAUAAGGUGGCAUUUGGUGGUUUUAAGCAAUUAAAACUGGCUGAAUAUCCAGAGUUGAAAGAAUUGUGGUAUGGUCAACCUCAGCACAAUCUAUUUAGGAGUCUGAAGUAUCUAGUGGUUCAUGAAUGUGAUUUUUUAUCUGAGGUUCUCUUUCAACCAAAUUUGCUACAAGUGCUAAUGAACUUGGAAGAAUUAGAUAUCACAGAUUGUGAUUCAUUAGAAGCAGUUUUUGAUAUGAAAGGUGGUGAAUUUGAAAAAGAAAUUCUUGUGAAGAAUUCUACUCAAUUGAAGAAAUUAACACUAUCUAAUCUUCCAAACCUGAAGCAUGUAUGGAAGGAGGAUCAACAUAACACUAUGGGGUUUCAGAAUUUAAGUGAAGUAUAUGUUGAGGAGUGCCCAAGUUUGAAAAGCCUCUUUCCGCUCUCAGUAGCUAGAGAUAUGAACCAAAUUCAAACACUUGAAGUGAAUUCAUGUGGGAUUGAAGAAAUUGUUGGCAGGGAGGAAGGAGUGGAUGAGAUAGUUGAAUUUGUGUUUCCUAAUUUAACAUCCAUUGUACUUCAUUAUUUGGCCAAACUAAAGACAUUCUUUGGCGGAGUCCAUUCUCUUCAAUGUAAAUCAUUGAAUACAAUCAACGUUUUCGGAUGUCCAAAAAUUAAGCUAUUUAAGGCAGAGCCUUUGAGACAGCAAGAAAGUGCCAGAAAUGAUCAUGAGCUCAAUAUCUCAACAUAUCAACCUUUGUUUGUGAUUGAAGAGGUACUUGCCACUGUUGAGAAUUUCUACAUGAAUGCCAAAUAUUUUGACAUGAUAUUGCACAGCCAAUAUUCAGGGGUUCAAUUCAACAAAAUCAAAGACAUCGGUGUGGGCGAAUGCUACAAUAAAAAAGCUACUUUUCCAUAUGGGUUUUUGAAAAACGUCCCUAAUUUGGAAACAAUAUUAGUCCAAUGGAGUUCCUUCCGGGAGAUAUUUCAAGGUGAACAACUCGUAGGUACGGAAAUGGAACCUCAAAUUAUCCCGCGACUCAAAGAGUUGAAAUUAUGGUACCUGAAAAAGCUUCAAUGUAUAUGCAAAGAAGGACUUCAAAUGGACCCUAUUCUGAAUUUUCUUGAAAGCAUUGAUGUUCAGCACUGUUCAAGUCUUAUGAAAUUGGUGCCUUCUUCUGUUACCUUUAAUUACUUGACCUACUUGGAGGUAACUGACUGCAAUGGUUUGAUAAAUUUGAUAACAUACUCAACAGCAAAGAGUCUUGUCAAACUUGAAACCAUGAAGAUUGAAAUGUGUAACCGGCUUGAGGAUAUAAUCAAUAGUAAAGAAGAAGAUGAGAUGAACAAGAUUGAAUUUUAUAGUUUAAAAUCUCUAGAACUAAUUUCUUUACCAAGGCUCAGUGUAUUUUCCUCAUGUCCAUGCCCCAUUAUGUUUCCAUUGCUGGAAGUUGUAGUUGUCAAAGAAUGUCCUCGAAUGAAGCAUUUUUCAUUGGAUUUGAUCAACACAACAAUUCUUCAAAAUGUACAAUUCGAUGAAGAAGAACAUUGGGAGGGUGAGCUCAAUGGAACAGUAAAGAAAUUGUUUUAUGACAAGAAGUUUGGUGGUUUUAAGCAAUUAAAACUGUCUCGAUAUCCAGAGUUGAAAGAAUUGUGGUAUGGUCAACCUCAGCACAAUCUAUUUAGGAGUCUGAAGUAUCUAGUGGUUCAUAAAUGUGAUUUUUUAUCUGAGGUGCUCUUUCAACCAAAUUUGCUAGAAGUGCUAAUGAACUUGGAAGAAUUAGAUAUCACAGAUUGUGAUUCAUUAGAAGCAGUUUUUGAUAUGAAAAGUGGUGAAUUUGAAAAAGAAAUUCUCGUGAAGAAUUCUACUCAAUUGAAGAAAUUAAAACUAUCUAAUCUUCCAAAACUGAUGCAUGUAUGGAAGGAGAACCAACAUAACACUAUGGGGUUUCAGAAUUUAAGUGAAGUAUAUGUUGAGGAGUGCACAAGCUUGAAAAGCCUCUUUCCGCUCUCAGUAGCUAGAGAUAUGAACCAAAUUCAAACACUUGAAGUGACUUCAUGUGGGAUUGAAGAAAUUGUUGGCAGGGAGGAAGGAGUGGAUGAGAUAGUUGAAUUUGUGUUUCCUAAUUUAACAUCCAUUAGACUUCACCAUUUGGCCAAACUAAAGACAUUCUUUGCCGGAGUCCAUUCUCUUCAAUGUAAAUCAUUGAAAACGAUCAACUUGUUCAGAUGUCCAGAAAUUGAGCUAUUUAAGGCAGAGCCUUUGAGUCAGCAAGUGAGUGCCAGAAAUGAUGAGCUCAAUAUCACAACAUAUCAACCUUUGUUCGUGAUUGAAGAGGUAUUUAACACUGUGGAGAGUUUGUUCAUGAAUAUGAAAUAUUUUGACAUGAUAUUGCAUAGCCAAUAUUCAGAGGUUCAAUUCAACAAAGUCACACACAUUGGUGUGGGUGAAUUCUACAAUGAAGAAGCUACUUUUCCACAUUGGUUCUUGAAAAAUGUUCCUAAUUUAGAAAGCAUGCUAGUCCAAUGGAGUUCCUUCAGGGAGAUAUUUCAAGGCGAACAACCCAUAAGUACGGAAAUGGAAACUCAAAUUAUCCCGCGACUCAAAGAGUUGGAAUUAUGGUACAUGGACAAGCUUCAAUGUAUAUGCAAAGAAGGACUUCAAAUGGACCCCAUUCUACAUUUUCUUGAAACCAUUUAUGUUCGGCACUGUUCCAGUCUUAUGAAAUUGGUGCCUUCUUCUGUUACCUUUAAUUACUUGACCUACUUGGAGGUAACUAACUGCAAUGGUUUGACAAAUUUGAUAACAUACUCAACAGCAAAGAGUCUUGUCAAACUCACAACCAUGAAGAUUGAAAUGUGUAAUUGUCUUGAGGAUGUGGUCAACGGAAAAGAAGAAGAUGAGAUGAAUAAGAUUGAAUUUUCCAGUUUACAAUAUCUAGAACUUGUUGCUUUACCAAAACUCUGUCUCUUUUGCUCAUGCACGUGCCCCGUUAUGUUUCCGUUGCUGGAAGUUAUAGUCGUCAAAGGAUGCCCUCGAAUGGAACAUUUUUCAUUUGGUGUGACCAACACAACAAUUCUUGAAAAUGUACAAUUUGAUAAAGAAAAUCAUUGGGAAGGCGACCUCAAUGGAACAGUAAAGAAAUUGUUUGAUGACAAGGUGGCAUUUGGUAGUUUUAAGCAUUUAAAACUAUCUGAAUAUCCAGAGUUGAAAGAAUUGUGGUAUGGUCGACCUCAGCACAAUGUAUUUAGGAGUCUGAAGUAUCUAGUGGUUCAUAAAUGUGAUUUUUUAUCUGAGGUGCUCUUUCAACCAAAUUUGCUAGAAGUGCUAAUGAACUUGGAAGAAUUAGAUAUCACAGAUUGUGAUUCAUUAGAAGCAGUUUUUGAUAUGAAAGAUGAAUUUGAAAAAGAAAGUCUUGUGAAGAAUUCUACUCGAUUGAAGAAAUUAAAACUAUCUAAUCUUCCAAAACUGAAGCAUGUAUGGAAGGAGGACCAACAUAACACUAUAAGGUUUCAAAAUUUAAGUGAAGUAUCUGUUGAGAAGUGCACAAGCUUGAAAAGCCUCUUUCCACUCUCAGUAGCUAGAGAUAUGAAGCAAAUUCAAAGUCUUAAAGUUUGUGAAUCUGGAAUUGAAGAAAUUGUUGGCAACAAAGAAGGAACAAAGGAGAUGGUUAAAUUUGUGUUUCCUCAUUUAACAUCCAUCCAUCUUUCCUAUUUGGCCAAACUUAAGGCAUUCUUCGCCGGUGUCCAUUCUCUUCGAUGUAAAUCAUUGAAAAAAAUCAACUUGUUCGGAUGUCCCAAAGUAGAGCUAUUUAGGACAGGACCUUUGAGACACCAAGAAAGUGCCAUAAAGGAUGAGCUCAAUAUCUCAAUGUAUCAACCUUUGUUUGUGAUUGACGAGGUACUUAACAAUGUGGUGGAGAGUUUGAAUAUGAAUUUUAAAUAUUUUGACAUGAUAUUGCAUAGCCAAUAUUCAGGGGUUCAAUUCAACAAAGUCAAUUACAUUGGUGUGAGCGAAUGCUACAAUGAAGAAGCUACUUUUCCAUAUCGGUUCUUGAAAAAUGUCCCUAAUUUGAAAACAAUAUUAGUUGAAUGGAGUUCCUUCCGGGAGAUAUUUAAAGGUGAACAACUCGUAAGUACUGAAAAUGAAACUCAAAUUAUCCCGCGACUCCAAGUGUUGGAAUUAUGGCACCUGGACAAGCUUCAAUGUAUAUGCAAAGAAGGACUUCAAAUGGACCCUGUUCUGCAUUUUCUUGAAAGCAUUCAUGUUCAGCACUGUUCCAAUCUAGUAAAAUUGAUGCCUUCUUCUGUUACCUUUAAUUACUUGACCUACUUGGAGGUAACUAACUGCAAUGGUUUGACAAAUUUGAUAACAUACUCAACAGCAAAGAGUCUUGUCAAACUUGAAACCAUGAAGAUUGAAAUGUGUAACCGGCUUGAGGAUAUAAUCAACAGUAAAGAAGAAGAUGAGAUGAACAAGAUUGAAUUUUAUAGUUUAAAAUCUCUAGAACUAAUUUCUUUACCAAGGCUCAGUGUAUUUUGCUCAUGUCCAUGCCCCAUUAUGUUUCCGUUGCUGGAAGUUGUAGUCGUCAAAGGAUGCCCUCGAAUGGAACAUUUUUCAUCUGGUGUGACCAACACAACAAUUCUUCAAAAUGUACAAUUUGAUGAAGAAAAUCAUUGGGAAGGCGACCUCAAUGGAACAGUAAAAAAAUUGUUUGAUGACAAGGUUGCAUUUCAUAAAUUUAACUGUUUAGCCUUAUCUGACUACCCGGAGCUAAAAGAUUUGUGGUAUGGCCAACAUAAUCACAAUGUGUUUUGCAAUCUGAAAUCCCUAGUAGUGGAAAGAUGUGAUUUUUUAUCAUAUGUACUUUUACCAUCAAAUAUAAUACAAGCGCUGCAUGGAUUGGAAGAUUUAAAAGUAACAGACUGUGAUUCGUUAGAAGCAGUGUUUGAUGUGAAAGGUAUGAAGUCUAGAGAAAUAUUGAUAAAACAAAGCACUCCGUUGAAAAGUUUGACUUUAUCUAGUUUGCCAAAAUUGAAGCACAUAUGGAAUGAGGAUCCUCAUGAAAUUAUCAGCUUUGGAAACUUAUGCAAGGUGGAUGUUUCUAAGUGCCAAAGCUUGCUAUAUAUCUUUCCAUUGUCACUAUGCCAAGAUCUUGGAAAACUUGAAAUGCUUGAUAUAACGUCUUGCGGAGUUAAGGAAAUUGUAGGAAUGGAAGAAGGAUCAAUGGAAAUCAAUUUUAAUUUUCCCCAACUGAAUACAUUGGCACUAUGUCUUUUGACAAACCUUAAGAGCUUCUAUCGGGGAAAGCAUGCUUUACAGUGCCCUUCCCUGAAGAUUUUGAGUGUAUACCAUUGUGAAGCAUUAAGAAUGUUUUCAUUCAACCAUUUAGACUUCCAACAGCCUAACGCAGCAGGCGGAAAUCCCAUCAUACCUCAACAAGCUCUAUUUUCUAUUGAAAAGUUGAGCCCCAACCUGGAGGAAUUGGCAAUAAAUGGCCCGGAUGUGAUGGAGAUAUUGAAUCAAGAAAAUGUCUUUCAUAAAGUUAAAUUUCUUUGUUUGCAAUGCUUCGAAGAAACUCCAACUAUUUUUCUGAAUGAUAUCCAUACAUCAUUUCCUAAUUUUAAAACAUUUCUAGUGCGUAAUAGUUCUUUUGAAACAUUGUUCCCCACUAAAGAAACCACUGAUCAUCUCAAUAUGCAUGUUUCAAAUCAAAUAAGAAUUUUGUGGAUUUUUGAAUUAGAAAAUCUCAAGCAAAUCUGGCAAGAAGACUUCCCAUUGGAUCAUCAUCUGUUACAAAAUCUUGAAGACUUAUUUGUAAGGGAUUGUCCAAGUUUGAUAAACUUGGUACCAGCAUCAACAUUUUUCACAAAUUUAAUAAUUUUGAAAGUGGAGAAUUGCAAAGAGCUUACUUAUUUAAUAACAUCCUCAACAGCUAAAAGUCUUGUACAACUCACAACAUUAAAAAUAAUGAAUUGUGAGAAGAUGUUGGAUGUUGUGAAACAGAUUGAUGAAGAAAAAGCGGAGGAAAACAUCAUAUUUGAAAACUUGGAAUACUUGGAAUUGUCUUCUUUGCCAAGUUUUAGAAGCUUCUGUUAUGGGAAACAAACAUUCAUAUUCCCAUCUUUCAUAUAUUUCAUUGUUAAAGGGUGCCCUCGAAUGAAGAUAUUCUCAUCAGGAGUCACAGUAACACCAUACCUGACAAAAAUUGAAGUUGAAGAAGGAAAGAAGAGAUGGAAAGGUGAUCUUAAUACAACUAUUGAACAAUUGUUCAUAGAAAAGGUUGCAUUUCGUAAGUUUAACUGUUUAGCCUUAUCUGACUACCCGGAGCUAAAAGAUUUGUGGUAUGGCCAACUUAAUCACGAUGUGUUUUGCAAUCUGAAAUCCCUAGUAGUGGAAAGAUGUGAUUUUUUAUCACAUGUACUUUUACCAUCAAAUGUAAUGCAAGCGUUGCAUGGAUUGGAAGAAUUAGAAGUAACAGAUUGUGAUUCAUUAGAAGCUGUGUUUGAUGUGAAAAGUAUGAAGUCUAGAGAAAUAUUGAUAAAACAAAGCACUCAGUUGAAAAGUUUGACUUUAUCUAGUUUGCCAAAAUUGAAGCAAAUAUGGAAUGAGGAUCCUCAUGAAAUUAUCAGCUUUGGAAACUUAUGCAAGGUGGAUGUUUCUAUGUGCCAAAGCUUGCUAUAUAUCUUUCCAUUGUCACUAUGCCAAGAUCUUGGAAAUCUUGAAAUGCUUGAUAUAGACUCUUGCGGAGUUGAGGAAAUUGUAGCAGUGAAAGAAAGAUCAGUGGAAAUCAAUUUUAAUUUUCCCCAACUAGAUACAUUGGUACUUUGUGAUUUGACAAGCCUUAAGAGCUUCUAUCGGGGAAAGCAUGCUUUACAGUGCCCUUCCCUGAAGAUUUUGAAUGUAUACCAUUGUGAAGCAUUAAGAAUGUUUUCAUUCAACCAUUUAGACUUCCAACAGCCUAACAAAGCAGACGGAAAUCCCAUCAUACCUCAACAAGCUCUAUUUUCUAUUGAAAAGUUGAGCCCCAACCUGGAGGAAUUGGCAAUAAAUGGCCCGGAUGUGAUGGAGAUAUUGAAUCAAGAAAAUGUCUUUCAUAAAGUUGAAUUUCUUCAUUUGCAAUGCUUCGAAGAAACUCCAACUAUUUUUCUGAAUGAUUUCUUUACCACAUUUCCACAUCUUAAAACAUUUCAAGUGCGUAAUAGUUCUUUUGAAACAUUGUUCCCCACUAAAGAAACCACUGAUCAUCUCAAUAUGCAUGUUUCAAAUCAAAUAAGAAGUUUGUUCCUUUAUGAAUUGGAAAAUCUCAAGCAAAUCUGGCAAGAAGACUUCCCAUUGGAUCAUCCUCUGUUACAAAAUCUUGAAGACUUAUUUGUAGGGGAUUGUCCAAGUUUGAUAAACUUGGUACCAUCAUCAACAUCUUUCACAAAUUUAACAAAUUUGGAAGUGGAUAACUGCAAAGAGCUUGUUUAUUUAAUAACAUCCUCAACAGCUAAAAGUCUUGUACAACUCACAACAUUAAUAAUAACGAAUUGUGAGAAGAUGUUGGAUGUUGUGAAGAUUGAUGAAGAAAAAGCAGAGGAAAACAUCAUAUUUGAAAACUUGGAAUACUUGGAAUUGUCUUCUUUGCCAAGUUUUAGAAGCUUCUGUUAUGGGAAACAAGCAUUCAUAUUCCCAUCUUUCUUACGUUUCAUUGUUAAAGGGUGCCCUCAAAUGAAGAUAUUCUCAUCAGGAGUCACAGUAACACCAUACCUGACAGAAAUUGAAGGAAAGAAGAGAUGGAAAGGUGAUCUUAACACAACUAUUGAACAAUUGUUCAUAGAAAAGGAAGUCCCACAUUCUAAUGUUGAAUGAAUGAUAGUAUAUCAUAGCAUUUGCAAGGGAAGGUAAUCGGUGCACUGACAGGAUUGCUUCUCUCUGACUUCAUGGUCCUAGUUUCACUUGGUGGGAUCAUGUUCUUUAUGAUGUCUCUGAAGCUUAUCAUUGUAGUAGGCUUGAUCUUUCUGAAUUUAGAUUUAAAUAAUACUUUGUUCUUGUAAUUAAACUGCACUCUUUUUCCCUUUAUCAAGGUUUUAUCCCACUGGAUUUUCCUUACUAAGGUUUUUAAUGAGGCAAUUGACCAACUUAUUUGGUUUGCAUUAUUGUUAUCUUGGGUUUUGGUCUAGUCCCACCAAACUUUUUUGUUUUAUUUUUAAUAAUAUUUGGUUAGAGUUGGGCAUUUUGGUUGGGAGUGCAGGGGUGCCAAAAUAGUUGGGAUGUCUGUACCUUUAUCAUUGCUUCUCUUUAGCCUUUUCACUUUAA
Molecule: messenger RNA, 13195 nt
Organism: Trifolium pratense (red clover)
Lineage: Eukaryota; Viridiplantae; Streptophyta; Magnoliopsida; Fabales; Fabaceae
Exons: 18
Coding region: 383-12748 (4121 amino acids)
Molecular function (GO): ADP binding
Source: RefSeq, a predicted model, not a curated record